UGUUUGCUCGCUCCGCUCCGUCACGACCGCGCGCGCCACACGCACCGUAGCUUAGCCCGCCCACAAAGACCAGGCGUAAAAAUCCACCGUAUAAGACCACCGCCACACGCGGCGCCAAACGAAUCAACCAGCAUCGCCGCGCGCCAUCGCCCACCUGACUACCUGAGAUCAGCUAAGCUAAGCUAAGCUUGCUUCCGCGCCAUGGCGACCGUCGGGCCGUACGGCGAGGCCGAGAAGAACGAGCCGGCGAGGCCGCUCGCGCUCCCGUCGCCGUCCGUCCACCCGGCGGCCAACGACGACGAGGAGGCCGCCCGCGCGGCGGCGGCGGCGGCGGGGGACACCGCCGCCAACAAGCGCCCGCGCUCCCCGCAGUACCUCCGCAGGCGGCGCUGCGUGAUCUGGUGCGGCGGCUGCUGCGUCACCUCGGCGGUCGUCGUCGGCAUCGUCAUCCUGGUGCUGGCGCUCACGGUGUUCAAGGUGAAGGACCCGGAGCUGACCAUGAACCGCGUCACGCUGGAGGGCCUCGACGGCGACCUCGGCACGUCGAGGCACCCGGUGUCCGUGAACGCCACGCUCAACGCCGACGUCUCCCUCCGGAACCCCAACGUGGCGUCGUUCCGGUUCGACCGCAGCGAGACGGACUUCUACUACGCCGGGGAGACCGUCGGCGUGGCGUACGCGCCCGAAGGCGAGGUCGGCGCCGACAGCACCGUGCGGAUGAACGUCACGCUCGACGUGCUCGCCGACCGCAUCUCCCCCAACGUCAACGCCACCGACCUCAUCUUCGGCCAGGGCUACAACCUCACCAGCUACACGGAGAUCAGCGGGAGGGUGAACGUGCUGGGGAUCUACAAGAGGAACCUCGACAUCAAGAUGAACUGCUCCAUCACGCUGGAGGUCAGCGCCCUGUCCACCGUGCAGAGCAAGAGCACGAACUGUGUCGCCAGCGUCAGCUGAUCGCUCGCUCGCUCGCGAGAUGGGAUUUGGGGAUCCAUCGAUCGUGUUCUAUAAUUAUAAUCUCUUGGUGGGCUGAUAUUUUCGUGUCACUUAGAUUUAAUUACUUGGGGUUUUUUUUCUGUAUUAAUUAAACUUGGAUUCUUGUGUGAUUGACUUUUUGAGUUAUUAUUAUAUGAGUUCAAAUGGCAAAAA
Oryza sativa Japonica Group (Japanese rice) is the source of this 1149-nucleotide messenger RNA. Its product is annotated as late embryogenesis abundant protein At1g64065. NCBI's taxonomy places the organism in Eukaryota, Viridiplantae, Streptophyta, Magnoliopsida, Poales, Poaceae. The record is from RefSeq and is a predicted model, not a curated record.